Messenger RNA from Bacidia gigantensis, 2535 nucleotides. RefSeq lists its product as uncharacterized. The coding region runs from base 1 to 2535 and encodes 844 amino acids. The record is from RefSeq and is a predicted model, not a curated record. NCBI's taxonomy places the organism in Eukaryota, Fungi, Ascomycota, Lecanoromycetes, Lecanorales, Ramalinaceae. The transcript has 4 exons.
AUGUCAGAUUAUACGAAUUGGACAUGUGAAGCGCUGAGGCGAGAACUUGAAAAGCGCAAGCUUCCAAAAAGUGGUAUCAAAAGUGCACUGAUAGGCCGUCUAUUGGAUGCACACAACAGAUCACCCAACGGCAAUCGAGAGGCUGAGCAGGAUGAUGAAGCUGAGAAGUCUUAUCAGCCUCGGCCAAGUGUCGAUAGGAAUCCUCCCUCACUAGCAGAUCUCGGCAUUCUGUCGGAAACCUAUGAACCCAGUCUUCUCGAAAACAGUCGAUUUCCGAAAGCAAUUCAAGACCUGUUCUAUUUAGUCGCAAAAAGCAAAAAGAUCGAUUUUGAGAGAUUUGGCCGAGCUGUUAAAGACAAGAGUUCUAAGCACGAAGUUCAUACCGAAGCAUCGAGGCAUUAUGAUCGAUACCUGAAGCAGAGGGCAGCGUCACUAUCUAAGGCUUGUAGUGACUCGGGAAUGGACGACCAAAAAGAGCGAGGUUGGUCCGACCUGCUUUGCUCCAGAGUUUUCCUCCCGUUCAAGCGUGUUGAGGACGAAAAUCUGCAAAUUCAUCACUGUUUUGCCUGUCGACGGUACUUCCCCGCAUUGAGCCGACCACACUUUUUUGGCAAUGACGUGAGUAGCGACUUUCAGGAGGGCAAAUCGCAAAGGAAAGACCUCGAGAUCUGUGAAUCAAGAAAGAAACAUUUGAAUAUAUCGAAUUGCGAACUGCGGCUUGAACUUGCUUACAAAAGCGAUGAGUGCUACAUGAGGACCCGCGCCAACCACAUUCCAGAUGCCACGCUUGGUCUUUGCACCUACAAUUUCGACCGCAUAGGGGUCACGUCUCGAGGGAAAGAUUGGCUGGACAAUGACUUGGUCGUCUUCUUCCAGAAGCACCUAAUCAGGGGGGUUUUAGACCAUUUUCCAGCCCUCCGAGAACCCUAUCAAAUAAGCGGAGAGCAGUCCGAGGCAUACUCUUUCCCAAUGUUUGCGUUUGGAUUGUGGGAGGCGAAAAGGGCAAAGGGCGCCGGGCAUGAAGACACCGUAACCCAGACUUGUAAGAGAAUCAAGAGUCUGUUGAUAUGGCAGCGUGAGAUCUUUGAUCAAGCUCAGUAUCAACACUCGAUCCCUAUUGUGUGGUUCUUCUCUAGCAUAGGCGCGGACUGGCGAGUCUACGGUUGCAUAGAGGACACUAAAGUGGCUGGGAAUGGCUACAACUACCGACUUCUUCAUCUCUGGUCAGGCAUAUCUAAGGAUAAAGACAGUGCUUUGCAAUUAUUGUGCAUCGUUGAUCUACUCAAGUUCUGGGUUGAUUACACAUAUAAACCGAUCAUUGGUACUUGCAUCAGUCGUCUACAAAGCCUUAAGAAUACCGGAAUAUUUCCAUCAGACAAGAGAGGAGAUGUGGUAUCAAGGCAUCACAUUCCAAUAGAUGCAGAACAUACGCCUUGGGCCUUCAGCCAACGGCGUCUCAAGACCUCGCACAACUAUCAUCCCCACUCAGGUACUCUAGAGAUUCCUCAUACCGAAGGUCACGGGCGGCGAUUCGGAUCUUCUUCUCCCAUAAGUCGUCCAUCUAGUAGAGCUUCACAAAGAAGCCCUUGCCGCAGUACCACUCCUGCAGAUGAAGAAGGAACUCAUCCUGAAUCAGACAUGUAUACGUGGAUCUUGGAUAGAGAUCCUGGUAUUGGCGACCUAUUUAUUAUCAGAAUAAACCAGGCAGGAUACUUUUGUAGACCGAUAUUUGUCUUUGACGCAACCGGAGGCGUGGCCGCCAAAAGUGAUCACACUGUUGACUGGGACAGCAAAGAACUCAAAGCAGCCAGUGCGAUUUGGAAACGUUACACUAGUGAUUACAAAGUCAUGCAUCGAUCUAACAAAAAAGCCAUUGAUUACUUAUGGCGGUAUUUCAGAGCUUUAGGGCCGAUGUCUUUCAAUCCCGACACUCAGAUAACCAUCAUUUUACCUCUGAAACUGAGGCACUACCGUCGCCAAGACCAGAACCUUGAGGAUGAUUGGCUUUAUGAGUCUCUCGAAGUUCUUUUGAAAAUACCAACAUUACUUGCGGGGAUUGAUCGCCAAUAUGACAGGGAGUGCUCGCAUUCGUCCAAAUGCCAUGGCAGCAAAUCACGUUGCUCUUGCGAUGCUCGUUUGCACUUGACUCGGGCUGUCAGAAAGGUGUGUUCUAAACACCAGUGGCCGAAUGUCGAAGAGGUCUCAGCUGAGUUGACGGAGAUUCGAAAUAAGCUAGACCUAAUUACAGACCAUAGCCAUCGAAUUAGGGAAAAUGGUGUCAAAAGGCCUGGCAAAGCCCCUCGAUCUUGGGCAGUGCUGAAAGACAAUCCUGAAAAGUUCUUUCUGGCACGGCCACUCGAAAACCAACUCCUCUCAGACGAUGAAGUGUCGGAUGCAGGAGAUGCUGAAGAGACCUCGCAUGAAGAGGAUAGUGAUAAUCUGACUUCUGAUGCCGACACAGUCGCGUGUUCAGACAGCGAGGAGGACACUUUAAUAGAUCAUAAGGACAUGCGCAGAUUGAAAUUGCAGGAUUGA